AUGUUUGUCCCAAAAUAUAUCCUCACAUUCUCGCCGCAAAGUCUGUACCCAUUCUCAUUCUUCAAGGAAUGGCUUUCAGUGCUGUUGAGCAGGUUCUCAGCCAGGACAUACCGGAAAAUUGCUCAUACCCUGCCGGCGGUUGAGCUGGAUACUACUCUCCGCGAACUUUACUCUCUGGAUAACCCCCACGGCCAAAACAUUAUCCAAGUCUAUGCCAUACCAUCGGCAACAACACAGAUGACCUCUUCUAUCCCACUUUCAACAAGAUUUGCCUAUCAAUCUCCUAGAGCACUCAAAAUGGACAGUAACGUUUUGGCACGAACAAAUCUGCAAGCUGGGCCUCAAUCGUACGGUUUCGUCUCUGGCAACAUGCCUCUGGUCCUCUUCGACGUCGAUGCCGCUGGAGACGAAGCGGCCCAAGUAGAGCACAUGCUGUCACCGAUAAAAACCCAUCAAGCGGAUGCUCUCAAAGUCUUCGACCAGCUGGCACCGGCCCAACGUCCAGAGCUGCGGUUCGUCUCCUCACCAACCGAAAUCACUACGAGCCCCGAUGACAAAAUUGCUAUUUGGAAUCCAAUGGACUGUCUUAUUCACCUUCCACACUUGUUCGACCCCGAGAAGCAUUACGGUCUUCUGUCAAAGAGAGGACUGGCUGUAUCAGGAAUCCCAACUCCUAAGUCAGAUGUCAUCGAUUGCAACCUACAGCCCGACCAGGUGAACGACGAAAGCCUCUUGAAGGAUGAGGUCGAGCGCAUGAUGAAGCCUAUCAUCGAGCGACCAAUUCCCUUUGUCAUCAAACUUCCGCAAUCUCUUGGUAGUCAAGGCGUCUUCGUGGUUCAAACAGAUGCAGAAAAGCAAGAGGCCAUCGGACUACUGACUGUCGAAGUCAAAAGAAUGAUCAAACAAAUAAACGAGUCGAACAAACACAUGCGACCGGCCAGUCUCGUGCUUCAAGAGACGAUUCCAGGAACAGCUGUAGCGCUAUCUCUGUUCGUCACCAAGAAGGGACGAAGUGUUUUCACGGGCUGUACUGAACAGAUCUUCGAUAACCACGGACAUUGGGAUGGCGGUUGCAUUGAUUAUAAGCAACAAGACAAUCUUCGCAAACAGUACGCCGACAUCGCCCAAGAAAUGGCCACCUACAUGCACCGGAAAGGAUACUACGGACCCUUGGGCGCAGAUGUGAUGACAGAUUUGAAGGGCAAACAGCUCGUCAUCGAUCUGAACGUGCGAGUUCCCACCAGCUAUCCCUUGGGUUUUCUCAAAAAGCACUUUUCGAUUCAGCGAGGCUUCCAUGACGCCGCUCUACUCUACCCACUGGCCCUCAAAGGCACGCGAGAUGACUUCCAGCGCCGGUUUGAGAAAGAGAUCCAAGAAGGUCAGAUUGUCAUUUGUGGGUGGUGCAAUGGUUCGGGAGGCCCAGGUGGGAGAUACAAGUACAGCAUUUCAUCAGUUGCGGUGGGAGGAGAGACUCCAGCUCAUCUACGCCAGAUGAUUGAGAGAAUCAACGUUGAUAGAGUGCACAAGUUGCGCAAAGACCGACACCCCUCUGCGCAUCCACUCAGGGAUUUUCGAGAUAAAAUCAUCGCCUACGUUUCCGCGCGCGCCUUCUCAAAAGCACACGGCUGUGAGCCAGUUCAUCGAAUUCCUCAAUCAGAGCGCAUAAUUGGCUAUGGCUACUUUAAAGAACGAAUGGAGGCUGCCAGGAAUAAAACGCUACUUGAAACCACGCUGAAGCGAUACGAGGAGCACGGCAUGACAUGGUCUUCUACGGCAAUGGGUCGUGUUUUCGUCAACACCAUCGAUCCGGAGAACAUCAAGGCGGUUCUUGCAACGAAUUUUAAUGAUUUUGGACUAGGGCAUCGACUGCACACGUUUGGACCACUAUUAGGAAAAGGCAUCUUUACGACUGAUGGCGCACAUUGGGAGCAUUCCCGUGCACUGGUCCGGCCGAAUUUCUCCAAAGCCCAAAUCCAAGACUUGAAUACCUUCGAAGUCCACAUUAAAGAACUCAUCAGCCUGAUACCCCGCGACGGGUCCACAGUCGAUCUUCAGCCCCUUUUCUUCCGGCUCACCCUAGACAGCGCGACCGAAUUUCUCUUUGGCGAGUCUGUAAACUCAAUGCUUGCACCCCAAGGAUCCGAGCAGCAAAUUUUCGCCAGCGCAUUCGACUACGCGCAAGGCCAAAUCCUCUAUCGACGAAGCCCCCUACGGUUCUUGGCGUUUACUGCGAACAGAAAAUUCGACAAGGCAUGCAAGACUGUGCACGAUUUCGCAGAUAAAUUCGUAUAUAAUGCCUUAGCUCAUCGCGAGAGCGAAGAUGCACAAGAGAAGCCGCCAGGCCGCUACGUCUUCCUGAACGAGCUCGCGAAAGUAACCAACGACCCACGACAACUACGAGACGAGCUCCUAAACAUCCUCCUCGCGGGUCGAGACACCACCGCCAGCCUCCUGAGCAACACAUUCCACGUCCUCGCCCGCCGGCCCGACAUCUGGUCCAAACUCAAAGCCGAAGUCGACGAGCUCAAGGGCGAGAAACCAGACUACGAGACCCUCCGAAACAUGAAAUACGUCAAAAACCUCCUCAACGAAUGCAACGUCACCUACUCCGUCCACGCCAUGCACCGCCUCUCCCCCGCCUACGGCCCCACCGCCCACCUCUUCCGGCCCGACCGCUGGGACACGCUGCGCGUCGGCUGGAACUACCUGCCCUUCAACGGCGGCCCGCGCAUCUGCGUCGGGCAGCAGUUCGCGCUGACGGAGGCCGCGUACGCCGUCGUGCGGCUGUGCCAGGAGUUUGGCGCCGUCGAGGACCGCGACGGCGGGGCGUGGAGGGAGCAGUUUGGGCUGACGACGGCGAGUUUGGAGGGGGUGAGGGUGGGGUUGGUGGGGAGGUGGAUGGAUGGAUAG
This is a messenger RNA of Letharia lupina, 2910 nucleotides long. RefSeq lists its product as uncharacterized. Gene Ontology annotation, molecular function: oxidoreductase activity, acting on paired donors, with incorporation or reduction of molecular oxygen, reduced flavin or flavoprotein as one donor, and incorporation of one atom of oxygen; heme binding; ATP binding. The record is from RefSeq and is a predicted model, not a curated record. Lineage: Eukaryota; Fungi; Ascomycota; Lecanoromycetes; Lecanorales; Parmeliaceae. The transcript is spliced from 6 exons. Bases 1 to 2910 code for a protein of 969 amino acids.